AUCAUCAUAGCAGCCGUGGUGGAGGGACUGACUGCCGAGCUGCUCCUCUGCUCUGACUCUCUACAGCAGCAGCACCUCUUGUUUUUGUGUUAUUGUGUGAGACACCACUUUGACGCUUUACACGACUGAAGAAACACAACCAUGGUGUCGUAGUGGGCUUCCUGAGGAGAAAGAUGGAUAAGUUUUUCGUCUGAAAGGAUGUGUUUUUGAGGAGAAGAGGGAAACUGCCGGUUUGCUGUCUUCUUCACUCCCAGCGUUCAAGAAGCUAACAAGCUAACUGGGAUGUUUUCACAAACCAGCCAGGCUGUUAGCCUGCUAGCUAGCUGAACCAGAUGAAGACAUUCGCUGUUUAUAUUCAGCAAACUGUUGAAAUGCUUAUUCCAUCCGUCUUUACAUAAAGCGAAAUAACUGAGGGAGCAUUUCAAAGCUGGUAUGUUGGAUGUUUCAGACUCCAGUGUCCUCUUUGUUGUUCAUUUUAGAUAGGGACAAUAGUAAACUGCAACAAGUCUGGCACACUAAUGCUUUAACGAGACACAAGUUUGUUCUCAUUUAGUGCAGUGUUGAUAUUAUUUACCUAUCUUUCUUGUUGGCUAAACACGACCUCUCUGUGGUAGAAAUGAUAGUUUUAAGUAUAGUCCACGUAAUGUUAUACAUGGGGAAGUGGGGUCCGACUUUAGUAGGUGGACCGGGUCACUCUGUUGUAUAGGAGAAACUGAUGCCAGCUAGUCGAUUCAACUAUUGACGAGGAGACGAGGUGGAUGAACAUUAUAAGUCGCCCACAUGCUUUGGAUCAGUUCCCGGACUUGUGAAAGGCAUCUGAAGCAGAAGGUGGGAGACGUGAGCGCACAGCAGCCUGGGGGAAGAUGGCGGAGCGAUCCCGCAGGAGGUGGUGAAACUAAAACUUGGGCUCUUCUUGGAUUUAUCGCCAGACAUCUUAUCCCAGAUCUUAGGACACAUGCAGGCCAAAAAACGGUACUUAACCCUGUUCUCCGCCGGCGCGUGUCUCAUCCUGUUGUUUUGUUUUGGGGGGAUACAAGUCCCGCUGUCCAGACGGGGUCCCAGCCGGCGUGAUGAGCGCAGCCUCUCAGGGGCGCGGUGGCGUCGCUUCCCGGGGUCCAUGCAGCCCUACAGCUCCUGGGAGAGAGAACACAGCGACGACCACAAUGAGCACAUAUCUCCCAGGCAGAAGAGGGACGCCAACUCAGGUGUUUACACUGGAAAACGCUGCAGGAUGGACUCCUGCUUUGACUUCUCCAUGUGUGAAAGGAAUGGAUUUAAAGUGUAUGUUUACCCCCCGCAGAAGGGGGAGAAGAUGUCAGAGAGUUAUCAGAACAUCUUGUCUUCUAUUGAAGGAUCUAGGUUUUACACACCUGAUCCAGGACAGGCAUGCCUAUUUGUCCUGAGUUUGGACACUCUGGACAGGGACCAGCUUUCACCCCAAUAUGUGCACAACUUGAAAGCAAAGAUCCAAAGCCUCCCUCUUUGGAAUGGGGGCAGAAACCACAUCAUUUUCAACUUAUACUCUGGCACCUGGCCAGACUACACAGAGGACCUUGGUUUUGACAUCGGCCUUGCCAUGUUGGCUAAGGCAAGCAUCAGCACAGAAAACUUUAGACCAAACUUUGACGUUUCUAUCCCACUUUUCUCUAAAGAACACCCAAGGACAGGAGGGGAGAGGGGCUACCUGAAACAUAACACUAUUCCCCCUUAUAGGAAGUACAUGCUGGUUUUUAAGGGGAAGCGGUACCUAACAGGAAUAGGCUCUGACACUAGGAACGCUCUUUAUCAUGUUCAUAACUCAGAGGAUGUGGUCCUCCUCACCACCUGCAAGCAUGGGAAGGACUGGCAGAGGCACAAGGAUGCACGCUGUGACAAAGACAACACAGAAUAUGACAAGUACGACUACAGAGAGAUGCUCUACAACUCCACAUUCUGCCUAGUACCCCGAGGACGACGGCUGGGCUCCUUUCGCUUCUUAGAGGCUUUACAGGCGGCGUGUGUGCCAGUGAUGCUAAGUAACGGCUGGGAGCUUCCCUUCUCAGAGAUCAUGGACUGGAAUACAGCAGCUGUAAUCGGGGAUGAAAGGCUGCUAUUACAGAUCCCAUCAACAGUGCGCUCCAUCCACCAGGAUAAGAUCUUGUCGCUGAGACAACAGACCCAGCUCCUGUGGGAGGCCUACUUUAACUCUGUGGAGAAGAUAGUGCUGACUACACUCGAGAUCAUCCAGGACCGGGUGCUGCGGCACACCUCCAGGAGUAACCUGAUGUGGAACAGCCUGCCUGGAGGCCUCUUCACCCUGCCUCAGUACUCUACACACCUGGGGGACUUUCCUUUCUACUACGCUAAGCUGGGUAUUAAACCGUACUCCAAGUUUACAGCGAUCAUUCAUGUGGUGACCCCGCUGGUCUCCCAGUCACAGCCCGUCAUGAAGCUGCUUGUAGCUGUGGCCAAAUCCCAGCUCUGUGCUCAGGUGAUCGUUCUGUGGAACUGUGACAAGCCUCUUCCUGCCAAACACCGCUGGCCUGCCACCUCAGUCCCUGUCAUUGUUAUAGAAGGAGAGAGCAAGGUAAUAAGCAGCCGUUUUCUGCCCUAUGACACCAUCCCUACUGAUGCUGUCCUCAGUCUGGAUGAGGACACGGUACUCUCCACCACAGAGGUGGACUUUGCCUUCACGGUUUGGCAGAGUUUCCCAGACCGCAUCGUUGGCUAUCCAGCCCGCAGCCAUUUCUGGGACAGCAACAAGGAGCGGUGGGGUUACACCUCCAAAUGGACCAAUGACUACUCCAUGGUGUUGACCGGGGCUGCCAUCUAUCACAAAUACUACCACUACUUGUACACCACCUACCUUCCCGCCAGUCUGAAGACCAUGGUUGACCAGAUGUCGAACUGCGAGGACAUUCUGAUGAAUUUUCUGGUGUCUUCAGUCUCCAAACUACCCCCCAUUAAGGUCACCCAGAAGAAACAGUACAAGGAGACCAUGAUGGGACAGAGCUCCCGGGCGUCUCGCUGGGCCGACCCGGACCAUUUCGCCCAGCGUCAGACCUGCAUGAACAAGUUUGCCAGCUGGUUUGGCACCAUGCCGCUGGUCCAUUCUCAGAUGAGGCUGGACCCAGUGCUCUUCAAAGACCAGGUGUCCAUACUGCGGAAGAAGUACAGAGACAUCGAGAGGCUAUAACCCUCCAGCGCCCCCCCUCGCGCUCUGUGGACACAACAAAGACUGAACUAAGGGGGGGCGGACAUUUAAAGAAACGCAGAGCCUUUCCAUGAUUGCAUGGGACGGAUCGAUGGAGAAGCAAAUGGGAUUUCAUACAGAGAGAGCGGAGGAGGAGAAGAACAGACAUGGAGGGGGCCACAGUCAUGCUCUCCUCUGUUGUGUCGUCCUGUAUUCCUCCUCUCCUCUCUUUCUCUUGUGUGGAGAAAAGCUGAGCACACAGGUCCCACUCUACACACUAAGACUUCCUCUGACUGAAGGACACCUGAUGACUGAAAGUCUGCUCCACUCUGAACUGAACGAGUCAAAGUCAUGGAGUAGAAAUCCCAGGUGUCUGCUUCAGUGUCUGAAGACUCCUUUCCCUCUCUGUGUCCACUCUGCACAGGUUUCAGAAAGUUUUUGCUGACAGAAUAUUGUUGAUUAUUAUGACUAUGAAGAGGAUCACACUAUUUUGGAUUGUGUCCAGUUUUUUUUAUACAUUGAAUGAAUGGUCAGCACGGCUCUCUGUAUUGUCUUAAUCAGCAGGGUGGGUGAGGAGAGGUACGACGCCCUCUGGACCACAGAAAUGAGUCAUGAUCGUUGAUCUGACAUUCACAGUGCCUCAAGUUUAUCUAACGGCGUAGAGAUCUGGGACUCGGUGCAGGAAGAGCACCUUGAUCUUGCUGCUUUCUGUUUUGUUUGAUUUUUUUCAUGAUUUGUGAUUUUCUUUAUGAUCAAUGGAAAUAUGGAUCGUGUAGUUAAUUCUUCAGGUCUGCGUAAUGAAACUUCUCUUUUACCCAAUCAACAAGCAAAUUUGUCUUUAUGUGCCAUUUUGAAAAUGUUUUCCUAAAAGAACCAUGACAGUCUUACACAACUAGCUUGAUUUUACUUCAUGUACUCUGUGGGAAAAUCUAUACUCAAGAGCUGUAACUACAGACAGAAUUCAUUUAUUCCCUCUUUUAUUUUCUCUCUGUUUUCCUCAUUAAGGCUUCUAUGAUGAGCUAGAAUUGGUACUUGAAUCUGUGCUGGCCUGAGGAACAAUAGAUGAUAAAACCUGCCUUUGUGAAGAGAGGCUGAACCUGCCAAUCGAACCACCCAUUGGUCUGUUUGAAACUGUGAAAACUAUCAAUGAUUUAUUCUUAGCACGGGAUAUUUAUAUUCAGUCGUUGUCUCUCUGCCAUGAACCUGAUUUCAUCUUGUCCGGUGACACGUCUGGCAUUAGCCUGAGGGGGAGAAGAACUUAACACGAGCUAACACUUGCUUUCAUUGAGGAGCUUCAAACAGGGCUUGAUGGCGUCACUUAUUGGACUUCUGUUUUCCACCCACUUGCUAUAAGCAAAUAUGACCAGACAAGAAUCCUCAUUAAGCUUCAUUACAUCUUUAAAAGCACAGGGAAAAAAAUGUGCUUCCAAACGCGAGAUAUGCUCUAAUAAGUAAUUAUUGUCAUUUGUGUUCAUUCUUCAACAUAAAUGCGUGAAAUGAGAUGCCUUUCAAUUUUCAGAGUAUAUUUGCAGAACGCCAAUUUGUGUCUCUAAUAAUUCCAGAUUUAUGACAGCCAUUCAUCUCUGCGAGGUUGAGAUUGACAGUGUUUGGUUUGUGCCGUGUUGGGCCGCAUUGAAAAUGUAAUGUUUAAGUAUAUCUUAGUUUGUUUUUCCUUCUCCAUCAGCAUCUCAUCUACUCACAAUCCUUGUAUUGAUGCCAAACGUCAGUGGAGCAUGAGAUGAGAUUUGUUGCAGAUGGAUAGAUGAACCUUUUGGUCACUUUUCACUUCAGUCACACGUGACAUGUCAUAUCAGGUUAUCUGAAAUGUGAUACAUUUAGGAUGUGCGCUUGUGAUUUUCAAAUCACUGUGCGUUUUCACUCUUAAGUUUCUCAGUGCGUGAAGUCAACAACAUCUCUGAGGAAAUCUGAACCACACCUGUGCUGACGCCUCCGCAGGGAGCUCCAUCUUCAUUUCAGUGGAAGACAAAUGACCUUUGUGAUAAAUGUCACUGCUCUGUACCCCAACUUGUGCCAAUGGAUCAUAUAUACUUAUGAUUUUGUUUUGUUUUUCCAACAGAUACGAGGAAUGCUAUGCAUUUCCAUAUUUGUGUAGUUCAUUAGUUACCUGUCUAUAAGAAAGUCAUGUGUGGGAAAGAAAAGGGGGAAGAAUGAGAGAGAGAGAGAGAGAGAGAGAGAGAGAGAGAGUGUCAUGGCAGAGAAGUGUGUUGUGUGGUAUUUGUCACUUCUGAGAAUGUGCUAUCAGCUUGACAACAAAUAAACAAUCCUAGUAUUACUAAACACAACGCUAUCAAGACGACCGAAUGUGGUUGUAAUAGAAACACAUUUCAGAAAUGACCCUGGUGCAAUAUUAAAGAUGGCAUUUUCUGUCUUUCUCUCUCCUC
Notolabrus celidotus (New Zealand spotty) is the source of this 5574-nucleotide messenger RNA. RefSeq names its product exostosin-1a-like. The transcript has 11 exons. Lineage: Eukaryota; Metazoa; Chordata; Actinopteri; Labriformes; Labridae. Gene Ontology annotation, cellular component: membrane. The record is from RefSeq and is a predicted model, not a curated record. Gene Ontology annotation, molecular function: glycosyltransferase activity. Bases 956 to 3175 code for a protein of 739 amino acids.